Molecule: messenger RNA, 6871 nt
Organism: Canis lupus familiaris (dog)
Lineage: Eukaryota; Metazoa; Chordata; Mammalia; Carnivora; Canidae
Gene: FBXO8
Product: F-box protein 8
Exons: 6
Coding region: 288-1247 (319 amino acids)
Biological process (GO): regulation of ARF protein signal transduction
Molecular function (GO): guanyl-nucleotide exchange factor activity; protein binding
Source: RefSeq, a predicted model, not a curated record
CCCUAACGUCACUUCCGGCAACAAUAGGAAACGUCAAAAAGUCGGACGGUCGGCAGCUCUGCCUGCUGCAGCUUGAGGUGCGCGGAGUUCAGGGGGAUCCUGCGCUGCUUUUGGCAUUCUCGCCGCUGUUAGCUCCACCGGCGGGAACGAGUAAAGUCUGAACCGGCUUCUCCAUGGCCUGGGCAUCAGUUCCUGGCUGAGCCAUUUUCUUUUUUGACUAAAAGCCCCCGCCCAGAGGCCGAUUCGUCGCGGCGGCGGUGGGGAUCGCAGGUCGCUCAGGCUUGCAGAUGGGUCAGGGGCUGUGGAGAGUGGCCAGAAACCAGCAGCUACAGCAAGAAGGUUAUAGUGAGCAAGGCUACCUCAGCAGAGACCAGAGCAGGAGGAUGGCUGCCAACAACAUUUCUAACACCAGUCAUCGUAAACAAGUCCAAGGAGGCAUUGAUAUAUAUCAUCUUUUGAAGGCACGGAAAUCUAAAGAACAGGAAGGAUUCAUUAAUUUGGAAAUGUUGCCCCCUGAGCUAAGCUUUACCAUCUUGUCCUACCUGAAUGCAACUGACCUCUGCUUAGCUUCAUGUGUUUGGCAAGACCUUGCAAAUGAUGAACUUCUUUGGCAAGGGUUGUGUAAAUCCACUUGGGGUCACUGUUCCAUAUAUAAUAAGAACCCACCUCUAGGAUUUUCUUUCAGAAAAUUGUAUAUGCAGCUGGAUGAAGGCAGCCUCACCUUUAAUGCCAACCCAGAGGAGGGAGUGAACUACUUUAUGUCCAAGGGUAUCCUAGAUGACUCACCAAAGGAAAUAGCAAAGUUUAUCUUCUGUACAAGAACACUAAAUUGGAAAAAACUGAGAAUCUAUCUUGAUGAAAGGAGAGAUGUCUUGGAUGACCUUGUAACAUUGCAUAAUUUUAGAAAUCAAUUUUUGCCCAAUGCACUGAGAGAAUUUUUUCGUCAUAUCCAUGCCCCUGAAGAGCGUGGAGAAUAUCUUGAAACUCUCAUAACAAAGUUCUCACAUAGAUUCUGUGCUUGUAACCCUGAUUUAAUGCGAGAACUUGGCCUUAGUCCUGAUGCUGUCUAUGUACUGUGCUACUCUUUGAUUCUACUUUCCAUUGACCUCACUAGCCCUCAUGUGAAGAAUAAAAUGUCAAAAAGAGAAUUUAUUCGAAAUACCCGUCGUGCUGCUCAAAACAUUAGUGAAGAUUUUGUAGGGCACCUGUAUGACAACAUCUACCUUAUCGGCCAUGUGGCUGCAUAAAAGCACAAUUGCUAGGACUUCAACUAUUAACUUCAAACUAAAGUUACCCAAGGACUUAUUUAGCAGAUAUGGGGGUUACAUUAGUGCUGGUCAUUCUAGCCUCUAUAUACAAUCAAGCUCGAGUGUACACCUUUUUUUUUCUUUUACUAUUUUCUUUUUUAGUAAUUUCCUUGGGGAACUAAAGAAUUUUGCAGAAUUUUUCUUAAUUUUGCUUAUCAUGUUUUGCACAAAGCAGAGCCAUUGUCUGACCCAGCUGUUUAAGAAUGUUAAACUGACAUACUCUAAAAGAUGGUAUAUUUGUGCAUUAGAUUUGCUUGAAAAACUACUCAUUUUCAUUCUUUUUUUAAAAUACCAUGUAAUGUGUACAUAUUUAACUAAAGAGAUUUAUAAUCAUAAUUAUUUUAUUGUAAAGAUUUUAACUAAAGCCUUUUCUUUUUCUCUCAAACUGAGUUCUGAAAUUUAUUUGAUUGUGAUCUGAGCUUAUUACUAUCUUCAUAAAAGUUGGAUCUCACUUGGAUAAAAACCAAUACCAGUUUCUCUUUCCUUUGAACUUUGAAAAGAGUAUUGAUUUAUUACUAGUAAUAAGCAAAACAAGCACUUAUUUUUAUAGUAUAAAUUCAUCACUUAACCUUCCAUUUUUAAAAGUUCUGGGUUACUCAUUUCUCAUUAAGUCCUUUAAAGCAUUUGAGAUAGCAAAUUAUGUUAAAAUCUGGGAUUCAUAUAUAUAGGAACAGAAUGGUUUUAGAACUUAUAUCUUUUGUGAUUAGUCAAGCUUUACCAUUCUCUUAACUUGAUGAUUUCUGUUUAGAAUCAGUUGACAAAGGGAUAUUAUAAAUGAAUAAAUUAUCUUUAUUCAUUCAUUCAUUCAAUAAAUAUUUACUAAGGGCCUUCUGUGUACUAAACACUGGGCUGGGUAGUGGCAAUACCUAGACAUAGGCCCUGCCUUCAUAGAUAUUACAUGAGUGGUAACGAAAAGAAAAAUAGUGCUUCAUGGAGAGCAAGUGUAUAAACAUAGCUUAAUUAACAAUUAUAAUUAUGAAAUAUGUAGCAUUGAAAUGAUAAAGAACAGUAUAUUUAUUUAUAUGUAAGUCAGAAGUUUCCUGGGAAUACUGCUAAGUAAAAAGCAACAGCUUUGAAAUGAAACACUAUGUGAUGAGUAGAGCUGCUAGCCAAGGGGGAGGAACUCAGAAGAAGAGUAGAAACUUUUUACCAGAAGUGUACAGUCCCAGCUUCUUUCCAGAUCUGGUCCUAACUGAAUAGUGGUUGGUAAUAAGAAUUUUCAGUGAGAAGACAUAGGUAGUGACAGUUUUGGAAGUCAAAGGGACUUUUAGGCUGGAAGCAAACAAGUUCUCAGAUCUUGAGGAAAAUACCUAAAUUUUCACAUGUGCAUAAUUUUGAAUUCCAUGACAAAAUAAUUCUUUGUAAUUUUUAACUUCAAAACUAAUUUAUUGAAAACUUUGAGAAGACCAACAGUAAUGAUAACAUUGUAUCAUUUGUAUUUUCCCAUGAAUGGCAGGCAUCUUGCCCUAUCUCUUUUUUUUCCUAUCCCUGUCUCUCCCUUACCAUUAGGUUUUUCUCUACCUCUGUUUUAGUUGUAUUCUCUUUUCUUUCCUUAUAUUUCUUUUUUGUAUCCUACAUUUCCAACUUUCCCCUUUUUCCUGUUCUUAUUUUUUUCUGCCCUGGCCAGAUUAUAUAUGUAGAUUGGCAGUAUUAUUUUUUUAACAUUUUUUAAUGAAAAUUUUCAAGCAUGAAAAUUAAAAUAUUUUAUAGAGAGUACCUAUAUAACCACUAUGUGGAUACUACAAUUAGAGUAUUACUGCAUUCACUUUAGCAGAUAUUUAUCCAUCCCUCAGUUCAUCAAUCAACCCAUCUUAUUGUACAGGUAAUAGAAGUUUCAGACAUCAGCACACUUUGUUCCUAUAGAAUUCAACUUGUAUAUGAUUAGCUAGAGAUCCACUUUUUAAAAAUUCUUUUUUCUUUAUAGGUAAAAUUUACAUUCAAUGAAAUGCAAAAAUAUUAAGUGUACUAAUCCAUGAAUCGUAAUAAAUCCAUGUACUUGAGUAAACAAAGCCCAUAUCAAGAUAUUCAACCUUACAUAACCUAUUUACAGUUAAUAUUUGUACCCCUUCACUUAACAUAUAGAAACCUUGUAACCAUAUAGGUAUGUUUACCCAAUUCCUACAUUUGUUAUCUUAUAGUUGUCAUAUGUAUUACAGAUAGCAUAUUUUACAAACUCCACAAUGUAAUAAUUUGCUUUGAGUAGUCAUAUACAUUUUUUUUGUCAUAUACAUUUUAAACAACGGAAAAAACCCUCAUUUAUAUGUACCCACAUUAUCAUUCUAAUGGUUUUAUUCCUUCCUGAAAAUCCAAGUUUCCUUGGAGUAUCACUCAUGUCAACCUGAAAAAUAUUAACAUCUAUAACAGUUCAGGUCUGCUGGCAAUCAAUUAUCAUAGUUUCCUUGUACAUGAAAAUGUCUUUAUUUUGGUUUCCUUUUUGAAGAAUACUUAUGCUGCAUAUAUAAUUCUGUGUUGACAGUUUCUAACCCUCAUCAGCAUUUAAGUAUAUUCCUCCACUGUCUUCUGUUCUCCAUUGUUUCCAGUGAGAAGUCCGUAUAUUCAAAUUUUCUCCUUAUAUGUAUAAAAAUCCCAUUUUCCUCUGAGUUUUUUUUUUGUCAAUUAUUCUUCAGUCUCAUUCCUCUCUCCCCUUUUAUACAUAUGCUAGAACUUUUGAUACCAUCUUGCAGAUUUUUUUUUAUCUUCCUCUUUUCUUCAGUUGGAUUAUUUCUCUUGAUCUCUGUUCUAGGUCACUGACUCUUUUGUAAUCAUUCUUUUAAGCUCAUUCAAUGAACUAUUUUAAUUACUGUGCUUUUUGGUUCUAGAAAUUCCUUCAAGUUUUUAUAAUCUAUAUUUCUUUGCUGAGAUUUCCUGUCUUCAUUUACUGCAAGCACAUUUUCCCUUACAACCUUGAACAUAGUAAAAUAGCUGCUUUAAAUCUCUAUCAUUUUAUCUUCUUUGAUUGUCUCUUCUUUUGAGAAUAGAUUAUAUUUUCCUGUUUCUUCAUAUGUUAGUAAUUCAGACUUUGUCCUGGACACGGCAAAUAAAAUAUGUAGAAACCCCGUAUUAUGAUACAUUUCUCCAAAGACUUUUUCUUUUUCUUUCUUUCUUUCUUUUUUUUUUUUUUUAAAGCUGGAAGUUAACUGGAAGAACUCAGUUGCAAGUUCUGGCUCCCCUGAAGUUGCUCAAAUGUCAGUUCACUUUUUUAACCUGGAAUCUUUUCUGUAUGUACAUAUUUCAGAGAGAAACCAGAGUUUGGGGCACAGUUCAUACACAAAAAUUAGAGUGCUUUCUCUUCUUCUCUUGCCAUUUUUUCUUUCUUCAUUUUCUUGCAGCUGCUUUUGCUCCAAACUGUGCCCCAUGGUUCUUCAAGUCAGUAACACAAAAGGCUUCUAGGAUGCAGACUGGGGGCUGCCCACAGACAAAAGCUAUAAAAAUGGGAAACUCAUCUACUGCUAUUCCCUUCUUCCAAGUAUUCUCUCCAAUGUAGGAUCAGCCUAUAUUGGGUUGCUUUCCAUUACUUUCAGGUGGUUGAUUUCUAAACUUUGUCCAAAAUUUGUGGUUUUAUCUGUUCAAGGAUUGGUCUGAAAGAGCUACUUGGCCAUCAUUUGAAGUAGAUCUCUCUUUAAUUGGACAGUAUUUGUACUACUUACUUGCUUACUAAAUAGGGAUUUAUUCCUGGCAUUUUAAAAACUAGGUGAGGGCAGCCCAGGUGGCUCAGCGGUUUAGCACCGCCUUCGGCCCAGGGCAUGAUCCUGGGAGACCCUGGAUCAAGUCCCACGUAAGGCUCCCUGCAUGGAGCCUGCUUCUCCCUCUGCCUGUGUCUCUGCCUUUCUCUCUCUCUGUCUCUCAUGAAUAAAUAAAUAAAAUCUUAAAAAAAAAAACUAGGUGAGUAUAAAUCUAAAUGCUCUAUUAAAUAAUAAAAAAAAACCCUCAGCAUAAUAAGUGUUUACUGGAUGCUUACUCAAUUAGAAAUUCAGUGUUUUCCAAUGGAGGUCCUACUGGCUUAGGGGGAAGGGUAUUCAUUACAGGAUACUGCCCUCUACAGUAUGGGACAUUAACAUGCCUGGAUUUUGCAUACUAGAUGCCAGUAGCAUUCCUCAGUUAUUGUAAUAUACAAAUAAUGUCCCCAUGGAUUUCCAAGUGACUAAAGUUGAGAACUAGUGGAUCUUCUUUCUGAUAAAACAAAUUUAUCUUUCUAUAACCAAAACUCCUUAUGACACAUCUGUUUAAAGUCUUUCAAUGCAUUCCUUUCUACAAAAUUAAGCCUUACCAUGGCAUAUAAAGCUGUACAACCUGAGGGUGCCUGGGUGGCUCAGUUGGUUGAGCAUCUGACUCUUGAUUUAGGCUCAGGUCAUGAUCUCAGGGUCCUGGGAUUGAGCCCCGAUUGGGCUCCAUGCUUCCUCUUUCCUCUGCUUCUCUUCCUCUACCCCUACCCGCCCCCCAUGCACUCUCUUUCCCUUUUUCUCUGAAAUAAAUCAAUCUUUAAAAAAAAAAAAAAAAAAAAGACUGUGCAAUCUGGCCUCAGCUUAUCUUUCUUUAAAGCCUUAUCUCCAGCAUUCCUCAAAUGUGGUCUGAUCUGUCUUUACCUUUUAUAAACUGGCAUUUCUGUGACAUCCUGCUCUCCCUUCUAUAUCUAAAGUUCCCCUACUCAUCAUCUAAGGUCUACCACAAAUAUAACUUAUUCAGCAAAGCUUUCAGAGGCUGCCUUUCUAUUAUAAGGCUUGAACUAGGUAAGUGGCAGAGGAUUUAGAGAGGAGAAAUGAAUAAAAAAUGAAAAUGAAAAUUGAUAGGAUUUAGUGAUUUUGAAGGAAGUUUUUUGAUAUAAGAAUCUGGUUGUCCUACUAUUCUAGGUAGCUACUAAGAGAAGCAACCAGUGGAGUGAUAUGGAACAGAUAACGAUCCCAAUUUUUGGAUAUUUUGAAUAUUGAAAGUAUCAAUAGAACAUUGGUUGCAGCUGGAGAAGAAGGCUGAAAAAAAGCAGAGGCUGGAUAUUUAAGUUGGGAUCAUAUUAGUAAAUAAAAGGUGUUUUGUUAAGUGAAACACUGGAAAGAACUCUCAGCAGUUUGAGUAAAAAAAUUGGGGGGAAACAACAUUUUAGGUUUUGAUAGACAGAGGGUUUGUGAAGACUAUAGAAGGACCAGAGAAGCAUGGUAUCCCAAGAGCUAGGGAAGUAGGGUUUCAAGAAGAAUGCUGAGCUUGCAAUACGUGCAGCUCAACCAAGUGGUUUGUGUCCAAUCUAUAUUCAGGCUUCUUUGGGUCUACCUUUUCCGCUUGAGGCUGAGUUCUUUAGUUACAGUAGUGCUAAUGGCUUUUAUAUUGUCUCUGAUCAAAUAUUCUCUUACCCUCAAUGCGUAAUCUGAGCUCUGCUGAAACCCACAAGAGUACUUAUGGUCCACCACAGCUCAGGCCUGUCUACACCUUCCAUCCCCACUAAGGGCUGUGCUGUUUCAAGCCCAGAACAUACCACACCAAUCGCAUACUGCUAGUGCAUUUUUCCUAUACACAAUUACCAAUUGUGUUUUCUAGUAUACUUAAAAAAAAAAAAAAAAGAAGAAGAAGAAGGUAAG